UUGCAGACUGGUCCGGUGGAGUUUCCUUGGCCGCCUCCCUGGCACUGCGCGGAGUCCCCCGAGGAAAAAACGAAGAGAGACCAAGCUGGUUGAUGCCCUCUAGCAGCCAUGAAGACUUUGCUUCGAUGCUUCUGGAGGCUGCGGCCGCCUCCUUGCACUCUCUUUCACCAAGCCAAGAGGCACCUGGCCUCUCCGAUCAUCUCGCAUUACGAAGCUAUAAACCAUGGUGAACAGGACGUGCCGGAGUACUUUAAUUUUGCCAGGGAUGUUCUGGACAGGUGGACCCAAGAGGAAAAGGAUGGAAAGAGGCCUCCGAACCCAGCCUUCUGGUGGGUGGACGACCAGAGCAAAGAGGUGAAGUGGAGCUUUGAGGAGCUGGGAGUCUUAUCCCGGAAAGCUGCCAACAUGCUGGCCGAUCCCUGCGGCUUGCAGAUGGGCGACAGGGUCAUGGUGGUUCUUCCCAAGGUUCCCGAAUGGUGGCUGAUGAACGUGGCUUGUAUCCGGACAGGUGUUGUCUUCAUCCCAGGGACGCCCCAGUUAACCGCCAAAGACAUCUCCUACAGGCUCCAGGCUUCCAAAGCCAAAUGCAUCGUGGUCGGCGACGCCUUGGCCCCAGCAGUGGACUCGGUCCUGUCCGAAUGCAAGUUUCUGAAAACCAAGCUUCUUGUGUCCGACAGCAGCAGAGAUGGCUGGCUGAACUUCAAGGAUCUCGUCCAAGCAGCACCUGCCGACCACGACUGCGCAAAGACCAAGAGCGAGGACACGAUGGCCAUUUACUUUACAAGCGGAACCACAGGAGCUCCCAAAAUGGUGGAACAUUCCCACUGCUGCCACGGCAUUGGAUUGAUAACUGCCAGCAGGCGCUGCAUGGGUUUGUCUCCUUCGGCUAUAUUCUGGAAUACGUCGGACCCAGGAUGGAUUAAGACGACCUGGAGUGGUGUUUUCGGUCCGUGGAUCAACGGUUCGUGCGUCUUUGUACACCGCCUGCCGCAAUUCGAACCCGCCAUUGUACUGAAUACUCUUGCCCGAUACCCAAUCACCACUUUCUGCACAGCUCCUACAGGAUUCCGUAUGUUGGUGCAGCAGGAUCUUGCCAGCUACAAAUUCCCAAGCCUGAAGCAUUGUGUGACGGGAGGGGAACCGCUCAACCCAGAGGUGUUGCAGCGAUGGAAGACCCAAACAGGGGUGGAUAUCUAUGAAGGCUAUGGACAAACAGAAACAGUAGCCAUCUGUACAAAUGUUAAAGGGAUGAAAAUCAAACCGGGGUCCAUGGGAGUGGUGUCUCCACCGUAUGAUGUCCAGAUUGUGGAUGAUGAAGGCAAAAUUCAGCCUCCAGGGGAAGAAGGGGACAUUGCUAUCAGAAUCAAACCAAAGCGACCAUUUUGCCUUUUCUCGCGGUACUUAGAUAACCCUGAGAAAACCGCAGCCACCGAGCGUGGUGAUUUUUAUGUCACUGGAGACAGAGGGAUUAAAGAUGAAGAAGGCUAUUUCUGGUUUGUCGGAAGAUCAGAUGAUCUGAUUAAUUCUGCCGGGUAUCGUAUUGGCCCGUUUGAAGUGGAGAGCGCCUUGAUAGAGCACCCAGCUGUGGUGGAAUCAGCUGUGGUCAGCAGCCCAGAUCCCGUGAGAGGAGAGGUGGUGAAAGCCUUUGUCAUCCUGUCUCCUGCCUUUAUAUCACAUGAUCCAGAAAAAUUAAUCAAGGAGCUCCAAGAUCACGUGAAAAAGGUGACUGCUCCUUACAAGUAUCCCAGAAAGGUUGAGUUUGUCCAGGAGCUGCCCAAGACGGCAGCUGGGAAAAUCCGAAGGAACGUAUUAAGGAACCGAGAAUGGGGGAGAGUGUAGCUUUGGCUGAACAUC
Molecule: messenger RNA, 1854 nt
Organism: Lacerta agilis (Sand lizard)
Lineage: Eukaryota; Metazoa; Chordata; Lepidosauria; Squamata; Lacertidae
Product: acyl-coenzyme A synthetase ACSM5, mitochondrial-like
Exons: 14
Coding region: 109-1839 (576 amino acids)
Biological process (GO): fatty acid biosynthetic process; acyl-CoA metabolic process
Cellular component (GO): mitochondrial matrix
Molecular function (GO): fatty-acyl-CoA synthase activity; fatty acid ligase activity
Source: RefSeq, a predicted model, not a curated record